AUGAGAUUACACGCGCUGGCAAGCCUGCUGGGCUUAUGUUCAUUCGCAACAGCCUCACAGCUUCGGCCUCGAGACUACCAGUCUCAGGACUACUAUGUUCUGCAACUUGAUUCGAACAUCGCUCCAUCACAAGUAGCACUUUCCUUGGGUCUGACACAUGAAGGGCAGCUCGGAGAACUGGCAGAUCACCAUAUAUUCUCAUGCGAGAAACAGGAGGAUGAUAUCGUACACACAGCAUUGAAAGAACGGAGGAGGCGGAAACGAGAAAUCGGUGGGUCAGAUAUUCUCGAUAAUGUCAGACUCGCCCGAAAGCAAAAGUUGAAGCCUCGAAUGGAGAAGAGAGGUGUCCUACCCCCUCCACCAGCAGGAUAUGCCAGUCCUGUUCAACGGCAAGCACCUCCGCCGGAAGAUGCUGCAGUCGCGAAGCAGAAAGAGGUCAUGAAGGCCUUGGAAAUCUCAGAUCCAAUCUUCAACGAACAAUGGCAUUUGUACAAUCCAGUGCAAGUUGGCCAUGAUGUCAAUGUGACCGAUGUAUGGAUGCAGGGUAUCACUGGUCACAAUGCAACCGUGGCCAUUGUGGAUGAUGGGCUGGAUAUGUAUAGCGACGAUUUGAAGGAUAACUAUUUUCAAGAGGGCUCCUACGAUUUCAACGACCAUACUGAGGAACCAAAGCCGAGAUUGUCAGACGAUCGACAUGGCACACGAUGUGCCGGAGAAGUGUCAGCAGUGAAGAACAAUGUCUGCGGUGUUGGAGUUGCAUGGGACUCGAAGAUUGCUGGAAUCCGAAUCCUAUCCAAAUUGAUUACAGAUGCGGAUGAAGCGAUUGCCAUGAAUUACGCAUACCAACGCAACCAAAUAUACUCAUGUUCAUGGGGUCCGCCAGAUGACGGACGAUCCAUGGAUGCCCCUGGUAUUCUGAUUAAGCGUGCAAUGUUGAAUGCGGUGCAGAAUGGCAGACAGGGUUUGGGCUCAAUUUAUGUUUUCGCUUCUGGAAAUGGAGCUGCAAAUGAAGACAACUGCAACUUUGAUGGAUACACCAACAGUAUUUAUAGUAUUACCGUGGGUGCGAUUGAUCGAAAAGGACUUCAUCCAUAUUAUUCCGAGCACUGCUCUGCGCAACUGGUGGUCACAUAUAGUAGUGGAAGCGGAGACGCGAUUCACACUACUGAUGUGGGAACCAACCAAUGUUAUUCUGGCCACGGUGGUACAUCAGCUGCAGCGCCGCUUGCAGCAGGUAUCUUUGCACUUGUUCUACAAAUUCGACCAGACCUAUCGUGGAGAGAUAUGCAAUACUUGGUUUUGAUGACAGCUUUGCCGAUUGAUUUGGAUACUGGAGAGUGGCAGACAACUACUAUUGGAAGAAAAUUCAGUCACACUUUUGGAUAUGGAAAGAUAGAUACGUGGGCGACGAUUGAAGCAGCCAAGACAUUUAAGAACGUCAAGCCACAGGCCUGGUAUUAUUCGCCAUGGAUCCACGUCAACCAGACCAUUCCUCAAGGCGAUGAAGGGUUAUCCGUGUCUUUCGAAGUUACAAAGCAAAUGCUACAAGAAGCCAAUCUUGAACGUCUUGAGCAUGUAACAGUCACCAUGAAUGUUGAGCACGGUAGAAGAGGUGACAUUAGUGUCGACUUGAUUAGCCCAGAUAACCUCGUCAGCCACCUUUCAGUUACUCGUCGACUAGAUAACGCGCCGGAGGGCUAUGUCGACUGGACCUUCAUGUCUGUUGUUCACUGGGGCGAAGCUGGUAUUGGUAAAUGGACAAUAGUGGUCAAGGACACCAUGGUCAACGAAUUUAACGGUACUUUCACCGACUGGCAUCUCAAGCUCUGGGGCGAAAGUAUCGAUGCUUCGAAAGCCGUUCAGCUCCCACUUCCAUCUGAUGAAGACGAUGAUGAUCACGACGCAAUCGCUAGCAGUACCACAACUAUCAUGGCAAGCACCACACCUGUGGCUCCUGCGCCGUCUAAAACUAGCAUCCUCGUCAACCCUACUGACCAUCCCGACCGCCCAACAAAGCCCACCGCUCCAGUCGAAGAAGAGGAAACCGCCGCGCCAACAGUAGAGCCUAGCCCAACCGGCUCCCCUGCAGCAGCAACAUCUUCUCCAUCAACCUGGAUCCCCUCUUUCGUUCCAACCUUCGGCAUCGGUCACAAAGCACGAGUCUGGAUCCUUGGUGCAGUCGGACUAAUCCUCGCAUUCUGCAUCGGUCUUGGUAUCUACCUCUUCAUGGCCCGCCGCAAACGUCUCCGCAACAAUCCCCGCGACGAGUGGGAAUUCGAUCUUCUCGAAGAAGACGAAGCCGACGGUCUCAACGGCGCCGGCAAAACCACUCGUGGUGGAAAAGGCGGCAAGAGAAGAGCCGGAGAGCUCUACGAUGCAUUUGCCGCUGGCAGUGAAGAUGAAUCCGACGGCGAUUUCGACGAUGAGGGCGGCGAUGAGCAGGAAAAGAAGUUAUAUGAGGAUGAUGAGAGUGAGGGCAGUGGAAGCGCUCUGAGAAGUCCUAGUCAUCACGUCAUUGGGGAUUUGGAUAGCGAUGACGAGGACUCUAUUGUUGGCGAGAAGGCGCGCAAAUAG
Messenger RNA from Glarea lozoyensis ATCC 20868, 2574 nucleotides. RefSeq names its product Subtilisin-like protein. NCBI's taxonomy places the organism in Eukaryota, Fungi, Ascomycota, Leotiomycetes, Helotiales, Helotiaceae. Gene Ontology annotation, biological process: protein processing. The record is from RefSeq and is a predicted model, not a curated record. Gene Ontology annotation, cellular component: trans-Golgi network; Golgi membrane. The transcript is spliced from 3 exons. Bases 1 to 2574 code for a protein of 857 amino acids. Gene Ontology annotation, molecular function: serine-type endopeptidase activity.